CGUGGCAGGGGACUUCAAUAAUACUGCUCAUUAACUUUCACGAGCAGGCUGAACACAUUUCAAAACCAAAUACUCAUGUCUUUGUGCUUGCCAAAUGUUUCAGCACACUUCUGUUUCCCGCCUCCCCUCACGCUUUCCAAACAACACAAACGUUUGUAAGACAUCUGCAAAACAUUUGUGCUGUCCGAGAUAAGAGGUCUUCGUCCAAACGCUGCACCGCUCAGCAGUGUGGCUCUGACUUGCAUGCAAAGCUGCAGGCUGAAAUCUUUACGGUGCGUUUGAAGAGUUUCCUGAAAGAAUAUGAUGGAACGCUUGCAAGGGCUUUGCUUGGUGUUUUGCCUUCUUCUGCUGAUGCAAUGCACACACCAGCAAACAACAGAAAAGAAGAGAAGCACAAAGAAAGACGCUACCAAUGCUGCAAUUGAAGAACUAAAGAAACAAAUUGAAGACAUUGUUUACGACCUGAACUUGUUGAAAGAGCAGCAAUCUCUGCAAUCAAUGUGUCUGCGUGGAACAAAGGUCCCAGGCAAGUGUUUCCUCGCCAAUCCGGUCAAGAAGACUUUCCAUGCAGCCAGCGACGACUGCGUGGCAAAGGGAGGCAGCCUGAGCACCCCCUUGACAGGCGACGAAAACGACCAGCUGUACACCUACGUGCGUCAGAGCAUCAGCCCGGAGGAGCCCAUUUGGCUGGGCAUCAACGACAUGGUGACCGAAGGCCAGUGGUUGGACCAGUCGGGGUCCAACUUGCGCUUCAAGAACUGGGAAACCGAGAUCACCAUGCAGCCGGAUGGCGGGCGCAGCCAGAACUGCGGCAUGUUGGCCACCACGGCUAACGGGAAGUGGUUUGAUGAGAGCUGUCGAGCUGAAAAAGCUUCUGUGUGUGAGUUCAACAUUGUGUGACCAGAGGUGAAUUCCAGGUGCCAUGGAGACCAUUUGAGUACAAAGGUCAUUUUUGGAUAAUGCUUCAAAAGAAUGCACAACAUCAUUAACCACUCCCUCAUUUACAACAGUUGCCAAUAGGUCAUUUUUAUUGUCAUGUAUAGUUUUAGUUUUUUUUUGUUUUAAAACAUUUAUUGUCAAAGCAAAACAAUAAAAGCAUUACGUUGCUGGGAGAUUUCAAAGUAAACACCAAUGGAUUUCUAUCUUUAUAUUCUUAUAUCAGCUAAUAAACCAAAUACAGCUAAAAAAAAAAUUUUGCAAACGCUAUUCCGUGCCAUUUCUGUGCACCGCCUAGUCCAGAAGCUUCGGAUUAAAUUAAAUAUUUUGGUCUGCACAGCAGAA
Hippocampus zosterae (dwarf seahorse) is the source of this 1281-nucleotide messenger RNA. It is a transcript of the gene clec3ba, whose product is annotated as C-type lectin domain family 3, member Ba. Gene Ontology annotation, molecular function: signaling receptor activity. Bases 301 to 900 code for a protein of 199 amino acids. Lineage: Eukaryota; Metazoa; Chordata; Actinopteri; Syngnathiformes; Syngnathidae. The record is from RefSeq and is a predicted model, not a curated record. The transcript is spliced from 3 exons.